GUAUUUCCUCCUUGGUGGAAGUAGCCGCAGUUUUGUUACCAGAGUAGUAGCUUUGCGCGAGAAUAGGUUUUCUAACAAGUCGUUACAGGCGAAGAGAACCAACACCGUCUCUACCAUGGAUUUUUCCUCCCUCAAGGACGCUAUGGCGUCCAAGUCAUAUGAAAAGAUCGCAGAUAUCUGCGACGAGCUUAUGCUUCAGGUUUCAGCUCAAGGCAUUCCAUACCGAGACGAAUGGCCGCACGCAAUUCAUCUUUUAGGGCACAUUUAUGUCAAUGAUAUUAACAGUUCUCGGUUUCUAUGGAAAUCGAUACCUUCGACAAUUAAAGAAAGCCAGCCAGAGCUCGUUGCUGCUUGGAAAAUAGGUCAGAGGCUAUGGACGCGAGACUAUGCCGGAGUUUAUGAGGCUAUUCGUGGUUUUGAUUGGAGCGAAGAAGCUCGCGGUCUUGUGAGCUCAUUCUCAGAACUUUACACCAAGAGGAUGUUCCAGCUACUAAUGUCUGCCUACUCAACAAUAAGUGUCAGGGACACAGCUCUCUUUUUGGGGAUGAAUGAAGAAGCAGCUACGAACUAUGCACUCCAACAGGGUUGGACUUUGGAUUCCAGUUCUCAAAUGUUGAUCGUGAAGAAGCAGCCGAUUGUGACAGAGCAGAAGUUGGAUCCCAGUAAAUUACAGCGCCUGACAGAAUAUGUCUUCCACCUGGAGCAUUGAAUCCGAUUUAUGUAAAUGGCAUGUAUUGAUGCCUUUUCUGAUUAUCUUCCCAUCACUGUAGACCGUCGAGAAUGUUGGUAAAUCUUUUAGGUUUGGAGUAAUAUUAUCAUGCAGGUUUGAUUUGAUCCAUAACAGAUUAUGAUGCAAUGGCAAUUCUCCAAUUUCUAUUUUCUA
Nelumbo nucifera (sacred lotus) is the source of this 883-nucleotide messenger RNA. RefSeq names its product COP9 signalosome, subunit CSN8 (gene COP9). Gene Ontology annotation, cellular component: COP9 signalosome. The record is from RefSeq and is a predicted model, not a curated record. NCBI's taxonomy places the organism in Eukaryota, Viridiplantae, Streptophyta, Magnoliopsida, Proteales, Nelumbonaceae. Gene Ontology annotation, biological process: COP9 signalosome assembly; protein deneddylation.